AUGGACAGUUUGCUUGACGACGUCACAGAACUAUAUGCCUCCUCCGAUGAAUCGACCAUCUUGAGCGAAGAUGAGAAUUUGCUGCAUGAUGACGCUGCUCAAGCCUUGGUUGUGCCAGUUCAUUAUGAUUCAUCCGAAGAUGACGAACAUGGAGACGACAGUGAGGAAGAUGACGGAGAAUUUUGGGACGAAGAUGCUAUUCCCUAUGACCGAUUCGUUUUCAGAGUAUCGGAAGGUGAAUCUGCCGAAACACCGGGAGCGACAUCUCCAGCGCCACCAAGCCCGAAGCCACCAGCUGUUGGGGGAAUUGCAGGGACAUACGAUCCGAAUUACCAAACUCUGGCUGGUGUAGGUGGUGACGUCUUUGGAGCAGACAAAAAAGCGCUGAAGGUGGAGGUGCACCGAAGCCUGCAGCCCCUGCUGAACUCACGAUCCGAAUUAUCAAACCCUGGCUGGAAUCGGGGAGAUGUGUUUGAGAAGAAGGACGGUGGAGGAGGAGGUGGUGGUGCAGCACCCAAGCCUGGAGCAGGCGGAAUGGCUGGUACAUUUGAUCCGAACUAUCAAACUCUUGCUGGAGUUGGUGGCGAUGUAUUUGGAGCUGACAAGAAAGGGGCUGGUGGAGGUGGAGGUGGUGGUGGAGGAGGAAAGCCCGUAGCUCCUGCAAACCAGGGUGCAAAAGCAGGUACCUAUGACCCGAACUACCAAACUUUGGCUGGUAUUGGUGGCGAUGUAUUCGGAGCGGACAAGAAAGGAGGUGGUGGUGGAGGUGGCGGAGGUGGCGGAGGAAAACCUGUAGCACCUGCAAACCAGCAAGCAAAAGCGGGUACCUUCGAUCCGAACUAUCAAACCUUGGCUGGAGUUGGUGGCGAUGUAUUUGGAGCGGACAAGAAGGCGGCUGGAGGUGGUGGUGGAGGGGGAGGAGGAAAGCCUAAAGCUCCUGCGAAUCAGGGCGCCAAAGCCGCAACAUUUGAUCCCAAUUAUCAAACUUUGGCUGGAAUCGGUGGCGAUGUAUUUGGUGCCGACAAAAAGGGAGGAGGUGGCGGCAAGCCUGCAGCACCGAAAGCACCAGCAAACCUCGCAGGCACGUUCGACCCGAACUAUCAAACUCUGGCCGGUAUUGGAGGCAACGAGGUGUUUGGUGCAGACAAGAAGCGAUGA
Messenger RNA from Ostertagia ostertagi, 1158 nucleotides. Lineage: Eukaryota; Metazoa; Nematoda; Chromadorea; Rhabditida; Trichostrongylidae. The record is from the annotation of a GenBank genome assembly.